Engraulis encrasicolus (European anchovy) is the source of this 2064-nucleotide messenger RNA. RefSeq lists its product as uncharacterized. The transcript has 10 exons. The record is from RefSeq and is a predicted model, not a curated record. Lineage: Eukaryota; Metazoa; Chordata; Actinopteri; Clupeiformes; Engraulidae. The coding region runs from base 35 to 1828 and encodes 597 amino acids.
ACCUCGCCGUUCGACGCGCACUACUCAGGUGUCAAUGCGUACAUUAGGCCCUCACAUGAGAAGCAAAGAAGUCCAAUUUGAUUGCGACAUCGACGCAAAGAAGUGUGAAAGCAAAGGAGUAGGCACUUCUGAUGCACCAUGGGGCCCACCAUCCUCUACACCCAUAAGGCCCGUUCAACAUCGCCCAUCUAAAAGACCUCGGGUGGAGGAAGAGGAGGAGGAGGAGGAGGCCACCACCAGCGCUGCUGCAGCUGCUGCUGACGUCACUGACACCCUCUCAUUACCUGAUCCUGAUCCUCACGAUCCAACAUAUGACCCUGCUGCACAGUCGAUGACCACGCUAACAGAAUCGUCACAGCUUUCUGACAGCUUCUCAACAUCAACAACUGGUCACACCGACAAAAAAUACAUAGUUUUUGAAAAGAAUAUCAUGGAACUCUUCCAGCGCUGUCCAAGGUGCAGCAAGUCACCAGAGUUGAAAACAUACAGGCGAGGAACAUUUUUAUCCAUCGACCAGAUCUGCCACCACUGUGAGUUCUUCAGACAAUGGAAGAGCCAGCCACUAAUUAAGAGCACACCAGUAGGCAACAUCCAACUGUCAGCAGCCGUAUAUUUCAGUGGAUCAUCAUUCUAUCAAGUGCAAAAGAUGUUUCAAGCCAUGCGCCUCCAAAACAUCAGUUACUCAGCAUUCCGGAGGCAUGCAAACCGUUUCCUUGAGCCGGCAGUGAUUCACUCAUGGCACCAGCUUCAAGACACUGAAGUGGAGUCUCUGAGGCACAAAAAAGUCAAGCUUGGCGGGGACAUGAGGGCAGAUUCACCUGGACACUGUGCCAAGUAUGGAACUUACAGUCUUAUGAAUCUGGAGACCAACAGCAUCAUUGACCUUCAACUAGUACAGAGCAAUGAAGUCGGUGGGAGCCACAAUAUGGAGAAAGAGGGACUCACAAGAGGACUGCAGCUGUUGGAGUCGAAGGGUGUGGCUGUGGACUACAUUGUCACAGACCGUCACCCCCAGAUCCAGAAGUUCCUCAGAGACCGCAAGAUAACACAUUAUUAUGAUGUGUGGCAUUUGGAGAAAGGUCUGUCCAAGAAGGUGGCAAAAGCAGCUAAAGAGAAGGACUGUGAGGUGGUGAAGAAGUGGCAACGAGGGAUCAGCAACCACGUGUACUGGUGUGCAACAUCCUCCUCCUCUGGGGCCGAAAAACUUGCCAAGUGGAAAUCUGUGAUGAACCAUAUGCAAAACAAACACGAGCACGACAACCCGAUCUUCCCGAAAUGCCUCCACCCUGACCGCAAUAGCACAGACCGCAAGAAGUGGUUUAAACCAGGUACCAAAGCCAUACAGAGGAUGGAGAAGAUUCUUGUUAACAAGAGGGUUCUCAAUGAUGUGGAGAAACUAAGCUCCCGGUACCAGACGUCAACUCUGGAAGCCUUUCACAGCCUGAUGUUGCGGUUCACACCCAAGAAUGUGGUCUUUCCUUUCAUCGGAAUGCUGUGCAGACACUAUCUGGCAGCACUUCACUUCAAUGAAAAUGCAGGGCGGACCCAGGCAAGAACCACAAAAGGAACCUUGAGAUACAGCAUCCACUACCCCAAGGCCAAAAAGGGAGGAUACUCUGUGAAGCCAGUGAAGACAAAAGCAACAUACCGUUACGUGCACAAGAUGAUGAGUCUGUUGUUCGAGGAGGUCAUCCCAAACCCUAAGCCAUACUUGGAGGAGCUGGAAAAGAUUCCUGUUCCGAAUCCCCUGUCCUCAGCAUUCCACCACCCUCCACUGGCAGAAGCUGUAGAAUCCUACAGAUCCCGCUUCAAUCAAGGGCAGCCCUGAAGCCUACAUACUGGCCCUCCGUGUCCGGAAACUCCUGUCUGAUGCGCCGAACGACACAUGCCGGGAUGACAACGCGGACUUUUCUCCCCAGCCAGCCCCAGCACCAACUGACGAAGCAUCUGUAGGCCAGAUGCCGGCAUCGUCUGGAAGACAAAGAUUGUUGUAUACACCGUUUGUCAAUGUUGUGCCUUUGCAUUUUUUAUGUAACAUUUGUAAAUAAAUUGCACGAUUUCUUA